Molecule: messenger RNA, 855 nt
Organism: Malassezia pachydermatis
Lineage: Eukaryota; Fungi; Basidiomycota; Malasseziomycetes; Malasseziales; Malasseziaceae
Product: phosphoribosylformimino-5-aminoimidazole carboxamide ribotide isomerase
Exons: 3
Coding region: 1-855 (284 amino acids)
Biological process (GO): L-tryptophan biosynthetic process; L-histidine biosynthetic process
Cellular component (GO): cytoplasm
Molecular function (GO): 1-(5-phosphoribosyl)-5-[(5-phosphoribosylamino)methylideneamino]imidazole-4-carboxamide isomerase activity
Source: RefSeq, a predicted model, not a curated record
AUGGUGAUGGCGCCUCGACGUCAGAGCGUGUUUCGUCCGUGCAUUGACUUGCAUCAUGGCAGUGUCAAGCAGAUUGUAGGCGGUUCGCUUCGUGAUGCGAAGGAUGGCCAGGGCGACGAUACAGAGGCGCUGCGUACCAACUUUGUAGCUGAGCAUCCACCUUCGUACUAUGCGAAGCUCUAUGCGCAGCACGACUUGCGUGGUGGGCAUGUCAUCAAGCUGGGCCCCGGCAACGAUGAUGCGGCUACAGAGGCACUACAGGCAUGGCCGAACAGGCUACAUGUUGGCGGUGGCAUCACGUCGGAGAAUGCUAUGACAUGGAUCGAGCGUGGCGCAGAAAAGGUCGUUGUCACGUCGUACUUAUUCCCCGCUUGCCAGUUCUCCCUAGAGCGUUUGCUGGAUUUAGAGGCGCGUGUCGGUCGUGAGCGUCUGGUUGUGGACAUAAGCUGCCGUCGACGUGGCGAUGAGUGGGUCGUGGCGAUGAACCGUUGGCAGGAUCUCACAGAUAUGGUUCUAUCGAAAGAGUCGCUGGAUCUCGUUUCGGCGCAUUGCAGCGAACUACUCAUCCAUGCGGCGGAUGUAGAAGGUCUGUGCCGUGGCAUUGACCAGGAUCUCGUGCAGCGCUUGGGCGAAUGGACGACCAUUCCUACGACCUAUGCAGGUGGCGCGCGACGUACGUAUCGCAUGGCUGACGUGGCAGAUCUGGAGGAUAUGAAGUUGGUGGACACACUUUCGCAGGGACGUGUGGAUCUCACGUUCGGCAGUGCGCUGGACAUUUUCGGAGGUACGGGCGUUACGCUGGCGGAGCUCGUAGCGUGGAACGAGAGCGCACACGCCUUGCGUCUACGUGUUUGA